This is a messenger RNA of Amoebophrya sp. A120, 4414 nucleotides long. The record is from the annotation of a GenBank genome assembly. NCBI's taxonomy places the organism in Eukaryota, Dinophyceae, Syndiniales, Amoebophryaceae.
GCAGGAGUAGUUCAACAUCCAGCACGGACGCGGCUCAUGCUGGUGUUCUUUCUGGUGCAUGUGCAACUACGUCCGAUACUGGAUCUCAAGUUGUUUGCCUUCCCUACCGAAUCCUGGACGACUCGACAUCCGAAAUGGUCAAAGCGAUACUGCCCCAGAAAAUCGACCACCUGAAGCGCAAUAAAGUGCUGGAUAUGCAUUGCAAAAGUAUCGCACUAGUAUAAACCAGCCAUGCUCCGGCUGACGCCGGAGCGCACGGCUGUUGUGCUGGGGUAUGACUAUUUGCGGAUCGGACCGCGACGUAAGAGCUUUGGGGGCAGCGUGACAGGCCGAGGGAAGUACUGCCGCCGGCUUGCGCCAUGUCAACCCGCAGGGGCCCCUGCGCGCUUCCCGCGCCUUUAGGCGCUAUGCGCAGGGAGCAACUGCAGCGAAGCUUGGGGGCGAAGAAAAGCCGCCGCGACGUAGGUGCCGAAGCAGAACGGGGACCGCGCUGCCCUUUGUUGAUCACUCUCCCGCGCCCGCCCAUCUGAUUCCCAGGCGGAAGCUGUGGGCGCGGGGGUGGCGCGAGAGGAUGGCGCGAGAGGGUGGCGCGAGAGGGUGGCGCGAGAGGGUGGCGCGAGAGGGUGCGCGAGGGGGUGGCGCGAGAGGGUGCGGGCCGACGCAUGAAAAAGCCCCAAAAGAAUCGACCCUGUGCCGGGCGGAUUCGGCUUCUUUUAACCCUCUCGCAGACCCUCUUUUUCACCUCUCCCGAGAGGUGUUGCUAAUAAUCCGGCUAUACUCGCCGGUAGAGGUCUACAGAGGUGGCCGAGAGGUGGCCCAGAGGGUGCGCGGGAGGUGUGCCCUUAUUCGCGCAACCUCUCGGCACCUCUGUCCCCCUCUCGCUUACCCUCUCGGGACCCUCUCGGCCACCUCUGGGCCCCAUAGGCGCGGCUUUAGGGCGAGUCCUUCGGCGGGCUAUACUCGCGCACCCUCUCGGCCACCCUCUCGAAUGACCUCCCGCGCCACCUCUCCACCUCUGUCGACCUCUUUUUGACCUCUGUCGACCUCUUUUUUACCUCUCGGCCACCUCUCUUCGACCCUCUGUAGACCUCUUUUUUCGCAUGAAUAUAAUAGAUAGUAAUUGCAUUACAAAUUUUAUCAGAAAGAAGAAUGGUGGAAUUUGUAAUGCUAAUUCGGCUAAAAAGGUAGGUUUGUCAUGCAAGCUUGCAAUUAGUACGAGUACGAUACUUUUGCACCGGAUACUGGAAGUCCUGUCGCAAUUACCGGACAACCGAGGGAACAAUGCGCAUGUUGCUGCGACCACACCCGGACCGGGGAAAUGCGGCGAAAACGCCAGCAGCGAUGAACCUGAGACAACUGGAAACUGCAACAGGAGUUCAUCUUUCACAUCAAGUUCUCAUUCACAGUCGCACAUAAAGGACAAACUCCUGUCUCCCUCUCCGUCACGCAUCUGCACCACCACAAGCAGUGUGAAAUCCCUCGGCGUCUCGCCGAUUAUCUUGGAAGCUUUGGUGGAGCACUACGAUUUCAAAGUGCAAGAUUUGGUCUUCGUAUCAAACUGAAAAAUCCCCCCACCCCAUACUCAAACUAGAAAUUUGUGAUGCAGAUUUGUGGUCACAAAUCAGCUUUGUCAUGCUAGAAGGGAAAAGAUGCGGGCUGUAGUGCUGGUUGGCGUGGGAAAGCCUUGCAUCUUCAGCAUAACAGGGGGCAGCUGGAAGUGGGAAACAGCAGGACAAAUUGCCUGCAAACGAGGCCACAGCUGCGUCUCUUGGCCUUCUAGCAUUACUCAAAUGCCGCUAGUGGUUACUCAGAUCACCUUGUUACUCAAGUCGAUUUGUGUACUCAAAUGCAGCACCACAAAUUUCGUUUUCGAUAUGGGGAGGGGGGAUUUUUCCUUUUGAUACUUCGUCUCGGAACUAUUACGCCGGAAUCCGGAUCUUAACGUCCGAAGAGCGUUUGAAAACAGGAUUUUCGAAGCGCAUAGUUUGGCUGUGAUAGGCGAGGACCAGCAUGUUGCAGCAAGUGGUCGUAGUCAUAAUGCUCUCGCAAGUAGUGGGGCUGAUGCUGAGGACGAACGUGUCAAAGAAAAUGGUAGAGGAAGUGGAGAAGGGGAAGGCAUAUCUCCUGCUACAAUACCCGAACACAUUCGCUUUGCGAUUUUGGAAGACUCGAUAGUGCAGGUUCCUCUUCGAGACGGUGCCAACAUCCUAGAAGAGGUACAACUACAAGACGGUUAUGAUGGAAAAGAAUGCAUCCGUCAAAAUCGAAUGUCGUUCUCGGCCGACGCCAUCGCCUUAGCGAUAAUUCAGUACUCCUCGCAUGGUCGGAGUAAUCAUUGGUUGUUGGGCGGAAAAAGUGAAAGUGGAGCAGCGCUGUCAGAGAGCUGCCAAAGAAGAACAUCAUUUUUUUCAUCACCUCAUGGUGCCGCCGAACGUCCUCGAGAACAGCUUCUGGCGCUAGACCAAGUCACUCCCAACUUGCUCCCCGCGCUGCUUUCCGUUGCAGUCACGAAAUACAGCACGAGCUCGAAUUUGUUAGCAGCGGACAGAGAGUUGCUUUUCUCUCGGAUCACGGAGAUAAUCCUUCUCAUUGACCAUAAUAUCCAAGGAAAAAAUGUAAAAGAUAACGGCGAAGCGACCACAAACAGCGACACAAGUCUGCAAGAACCUAGUGUUGAAACAACCGCUCUGCCUCUGUCUCCCCAAGCCCUGAUAGUCGCGGUAAAGGCGGCGAGUAGUGUGCUCCCUGCGGAGGAUUUUUCCGAAUUGUUCUUGGAGAAGUGGACAACAGCAGUGCUUGAAAAUCCGAAAACAAAACCGAAGCACGUCUGCAGACUAGCGAUCGCGUUGCGGGACGGAAUGCUGGACUGCGGGACUGUGCGGAGAAAGAUAAGAGUGAGACAUGCGGCGAAAAAUACUACCGGGCAAGAGCGCACGGGCUUGCUUCAACUAGACGAGGAAAGAACGCGAAACGAGGACCACACAACUCUCGCGACGGGCAGAAGGCACUUCUAUUCGUGUCUCGAAAGGCUGAAUCAGAAUACGAGCAGCGAUCUUUCUGUCCACUACCUUACCGCGGUGUCCGAGUUGCCGGAUGUGGAAGACGUGCUGGUAGCUUUGAAAUUCUACGCGGAUUAUUUCCGUUACGAAGUUCUUGCUCCCUUGAUAACAGAAAAUAAAGCAGAGGAUGUCGAAAUGCGCAAGUUUGGCUUCGAAGCCUCCCAAGUUUUUUCCGCGACGAAAACAGCGGCUCUUUCAUCUUCCUUGCCGUCAACAUGCUACAAAGCAGCGCACUUUGGCGGCUCUACUGAUGUCCCUGGCAAAAAUUCAUCCGUCUUCACACCGACGAUCCGCACACGUACGAGAAUAAUUCCCAUUCCGCCGGAUGUGAAAGCGGUUCUGAAUGCGAAAUUGAUUUUGAUUCAGGAGACCCUGAAGGAGUCUUGGCGCAAGCAGUUGGACCUGCAGAACACGUGCGCUAAACUAGGUUUGGAACUGGAGGAAAAGAUUCUGUUCGACCGGACAGCAUGCAACGCGAUCGGGUUGGAGCAUGUGGGUAAAGAUGAGUGCUUGGGAAGUGGUCCUCACGACGAGUUAUUGGAAGAGGACGAUGAAGAGCCGGUGGAUGAAGAUAACGAACUAGAGGACGAGCAAGUUGAAGAUAGCGAUGUCGUUGCCGCAGAUGAGACGACAGCAGCAGACGAAAAAGAAUUUGAAGUUGACGACGAUGCUGACGAAGAUAGAAGUACUGCAAGAACUGCUGAUGUGUCAGAAGACGAAUGCGCUAAAGUUAGUGGCAGAGCAGAUGUUAAACGCCAUCUCCAAGCGAAGACAAGCAUGCGGGAUAUGAGCAGUACUCCUCCUGCGAAAAGAAGGGACAGCCUCCGUCGCAAUCCUGAAGUGCAUGAAAUGGUGUCGGGGAAUAGCCGCAACGGUGACAGCAGUGACUCACAGACUCGUCCUGCCAGGAUUCAUCCUCGAAACGACAUUAAGUACACCGGGCCGCCGUGCGACCAUGGGCAGCGGGGAAUAGCUUAAGUAGAGGCAAGAAAAGCACACAGCGAGAAUGCUAGUACACGGCACGGCAUGAAGAUCGGCUUCUUAGCUAAUUGUGCGGUCGUCCAAACCGUUGAAUCGCAAUCGGCUUCCAGCCAGGGACGCUGCACCUCCGCCUGGUACUACGGAAAUAAAAUCAAAUGAACCCAUCCGGAAAUCAAAUGAACCCAUGCAGAAAUCAAGUGACACCAUGCGGGAAAAUAUGAACUCCAGAUUCGAAAUGUUGAACCCAUGAUGUUGACCACACUAGUACACAAAAGAUAAGGAUAGCUCCUUUCAUCUUGCUUUCUUUUGUAAGAUUUUGCACGGACGCUUUUUAGUGCUGGAAGAAAAGAUAGCUGUUUGAAACAUCACGUGAG